Molecule: messenger RNA, 1572 nt
Organism: Pelecanus crispus (Dalmatian pelican)
Lineage: Eukaryota; Metazoa; Chordata; Aves; Pelecaniformes; Pelecanidae
Gene: SLC16A4
Product: solute carrier family 16 member 4
Biological process (GO): monocarboxylic acid transport; transmembrane transport
Molecular function (GO): monocarboxylic acid transmembrane transporter activity
Source: RefSeq, a predicted model, not a curated record
AUGCGGCAGCAAGGCGGGGAAAGGAAGGAGGAAGAGCCGGAGGCUCUGGCAGCCGGGAAGAGCCCAGGCGCUGAAGCUGCGGACGGAGGGUGGGCAUGGGGAGUGGUGUUUCACUUCUUCCUGGUCAACGUACUCGUGAUGGGGAUGCUCAAGACCUUUGGGAUUUUCUUCGUGGCUUUCCAAGAGGAGGUGGGGGGCUCCUCCGAGCAAGUCAGCUGGAUCGGCUCCAUCAUGUCCUCCCUGCGCUUCUUAGGAGCCCCGCUCGUGGCCGUGGUCUGCAGGAGGCUGGGCGAGCGGCCGACCUCCAUCAUCGGGGCCGGCUUGAUCGGAGGGGGCUGCCUGCUCCGCACGCAGGCCACCAGCGUCCCCUUCCUCUGCGUCUCCAUGGGACUUCUCCUGGGUAUGGGGUUCGCCUGCCUUUACCAGGCGGCUGCGGUGAUGAUGGCCAAGCGCUGCAGGACACGGCUGGCUUUCUCCAACGCCAUUGCCCGCUCCGGGAUGGGGCUGACAUUUCUAAUCGCGCCGUUCACUCAACUUCUCAUCGAUUUUUAUGGCUGGCAAGGUACUCUCCUGAUUUUUGGAGGCAUCACGUUAAACCUCGUGCCUUCCAGCAUGCUGCUGCGACCCGUCAGCACCCAGCCACCUCAACGCUCCUCUGCUAAAAAUCAAGACCGUGGGUCUUUAAUGGCAAAGAAGGAUCCAGAAACCCUUGCUGGACGCUUAGAUGAAACCACUCAGAGGGAAAUACAGCUUCGCAGUGCAAAGGACCUUCCCACCACAGAGGGAGUCCCGAUGCCCCAUGGCAGAGAUGUCUCUGGUCCGGUAAAUACGUCGGCUCUGGAAGGGCUUGAGAAACCCCCCGCGGACAGCUGCUCGCCAGAAACAGCCACCGAGGCCAAGAGAAGCUACAAAUCCCUUCCACCGACUGAAAAAGAAAAUUCACAUCCUCUCCUCGACUUCUCCCCACUGAAGGAUCCCGUCUUCUGCAUUUUCACGUGGUCUUUUUUGUUCAGCCACUUGGCCUACUUCGUGCCCAUCUUCCACCUGGUAGCAAGGGCCAGGACGCUGGGCAUAAGCAGCAUGGAUGCCUCUUACCUCAUUUCAGUGGCUGGCGUCACGGAGAUGGUCAGCCAGCUGCUCUCGGGCUGGGUCGCCGACCAGAACUGGACCAAGAAGUAUCACUACCACGUGGCUUACCUGGUCCUCAGCGGCAUCACCAACCUGCUCUGCCCUCUGGCCACCACCUUCCCGUCGCUCAUGGCCUACGCGGUGGCCUUCGCCGUUUUCUGCGGUGGGUUCAUGGCUCUGGUCCUUCCUGUGCUGGUAGAUCUAGUGGGCGUGCAAAAACUCCACAGCUACUUGGGGUUUGCUGCCUUCUUUGCUGGGAUAGCAGCCAUCGGCGGACCUCCUCUAGCAGGGUGGCUGUAUGACUACACCCAGACAUACGUCUGCUCCUUCCUCUUCGCUGGAGCCUGUGCUCUCAUCUCACCUAUUUCUUUCCUCUUUGAGCCUUCGGCCCAGAAAUGGAAGCUAAAAAAAGCCAACCCGAACAACGGCCCCAGGCUUGGCUGA